This is a messenger RNA of Xylona heveae TC161, 900 nucleotides long. RefSeq names its product Isochorismatase hydrolase. The coding region runs from base 89 to 718 and encodes 209 amino acids. The record is from RefSeq and is a predicted model, not a curated record. NCBI's taxonomy places the organism in Eukaryota, Fungi, Ascomycota, Xylonomycetes, Xylonales, Xylonaceae. The transcript has 2 exons.
AAUUUAAUUUGUAUUUUAAAGCUGGACGAAGAUGUUAUAUUCAAUAACUAACAUCUUCCUGUCCUUUCUGUGGAUCCUGCCAAUAUCAAUGGUAGUAGCACAACAAUCUCCCGAAGGUGCCUUGACCUUUGGCAAGAACUAUGCUAUCCUCAACUUGGACUGGAUGGCAGUCCUGAUCGAUGCAGUCAAGAACACUACCGAGGGACAAUCAUUUAUCUCGAACUGUUCUCGCUGGAAUGAUGCGGUUCACGAGAAGGAUCCACGACCCCUCACCAUCUUUACGAGUCUGUCCUUCCACCACGGACAGCCCGAGCUUGCAAAAGGCGCUCCGUUCACCAAGCUCCUCCAAGGCUUCGGUUCCUUGACCACUGGCUCCCCUGGAGUGCAGAUAGCUUCCAAUUUUACCGUCGAUGAGAAAGAUAUUGUCCUGCAGAAGACAAGAUUUUACGCCGGUGCAGGUAAUGCUCUGGAGCAAAUCUUAAAGGCACAGAACAUCGACACUGUUAUUCUAUCCGGUUUGAGCAUAUCCGGCGUCAUAUUGAGUACAAUUUAUCGAUUGUACGAUUUAGAUUAUAAUAUUUAUGUCAUCUCGGACAACGUGUUGCAGUCGCCGAUGACUCCAGAGCUUUCGAAAUUCACGCUUGAGGCUCUUUUGCCAAUCAUGAAGUUGAAAACAAUCUCCAUAGAGGAGGCCUUGCAGGCUCUGAAACGAUCUUAGAUAGUCCGUCAGUCAAAGCGGUCCUUUUAAAGAGAAUUUUUUUGGAAGACGCUGACAAAAUGACAAAAGAAAUGUUUCUAUCUCCAGGAGUUCCCUGAGAUUGGUUGAACUGUUAUACUCGAGAUAGAUGAAAUUAAGACUUCUUGAUGCACAUUAAUAGUUAUAACAAGUAGAUCAACCAC